Molecule: messenger RNA, 546 nt
Organism: Cooperia oncophora
Lineage: Eukaryota; Metazoa; Nematoda; Chromadorea; Rhabditida; Trichostrongylidae
Source: the annotation of a GenBank genome assembly
AUGAACUCUAUUGCUGGCUCAGUGGAAGCAGAGGAUUGGUUGGACAUAUCGGAUUCCCUCUCCCUACCUUCGCUUUCUUUAGAUGAUGUCCUUAAUGAGGUAAGCCAACUUGAUGAUGAACUGCUAGAUGGACACCUGUCUGGAAGUGUUGAUCAUAUCAGUCCACCGCCAUCUGCUGCUGCGAGCUAUAAGCUGGACAGUGCCGUGAAGACCGAGAGAUUAGAUUCGAUAUCUCACCAACUGGUCUCUUUCCGAUCAAAGCAUGGAUCUGCUGUAGCAGUGGCGUACCAUGGGGGCUACACCGCUAUAGCGACUAGCAAAGGCUCGUUAUUGCUCUUCGAUGCAGAGGGACGUUUGGAGCGUUUCCGGCAUGGGGGCGAAUUAGAUGGCUCAGCAUCGUGUGUAGCGUUCUCUAGUGGUGGAGGGCAUAUUGCAGUUGGAUACAGCAAAGGUUUCGUAAAAGUAAGAUCUAUAGAAGAUAAAGAUUGUGCCGAAAGUGCAGAUCUGACUUCUUCAGAUAAUAAACACGAAAAGCGGCGCUGUUGA